AUGGCAAACGACGUAACUGUGCGUGCUGUGAGAACAAAAGAACUGCAGGUUUCCUGGGAGAUUCCCGAACUGGCAGUCGGCAACCUAGCAUAUUCAAGGGCUAUUGCAAUCCUGGAGGGAAGAAACGUUACUUCCUACUCUGGGAAUUCUCAACCCCACACCUGUGUCCUCUCAGAACUGGCUCACGCUACCGAGUAUACAGUCGUGGUCGAGGUGUGUAUCACUCCACCAGAUGCGGAGUCCUUCCCUCAGUCUGGCGUUGCUUGGUGUUCUAAAACGACUGGUGUACGGAACAAAACCCUCCCGGAAUGUGCGUUUCUCGGAUCCUAUAGCACCUAA
Messenger RNA from Dibothriocephalus latus, 339 nucleotides. The record is from the annotation of a GenBank genome assembly. Lineage: Eukaryota; Metazoa; Platyhelminthes; Cestoda; Diphyllobothriidea; Diphyllobothriidae.